Messenger RNA from Anopheles nili, 438 nucleotides. Its product is annotated as cytosol aminopeptidase-like. The record is from RefSeq and is a predicted model, not a curated record. Gene Ontology annotation, molecular function: manganese ion binding; metalloaminopeptidase activity. Gene Ontology annotation, cellular component: cytoplasm. NCBI's taxonomy places the organism in Eukaryota, Metazoa, Arthropoda, Insecta, Diptera, Culicidae. The coding region runs from base 138 to 431 and encodes 97 amino acids. The transcript has a single exon. Gene Ontology annotation, biological process: proteolysis.
AAUGAGGCGAUGACGUCAUUUCUAACGUUAGCCAAGGGAUCCUGUGAACCUCCGAUAUUUCUGGAGCCGCUAGCCGAGGCAUUGCUGCACUUAAACUCCCCGUGAACAUUCGCGCUUUGAUUCCGCUUUGCGAGAGCAUGCUUGGUAGCAACGCCAUGAAACCAGGCGACGUUAUGACAGUCAAAAAUGGAAAGAGCAUUGGAAUAGUGAAAACGAGCAACGAAGCUUCACUCGCGCUGAUAGAUGCGCUGCUAUACGCGAAGCACUUUGGCCCGAAGUUCAUCGUGGACGUUUCCACCAUCUCUAAAGCCACCAUGGAAUCCUUUGGCAGAGUGUGUUGUGCUGUGUUCACUAACUCAGAGGAGCUUUGGGAACGCAUGCAAAACGCCAGCAUUCACACCGGUGAUCGUGUUUGGCGCCUGGCGCUCUGAGAUUAUU